AACGACGCCCACAUCGGGGAGUUUAUAAUUUUUGACUCCUCCAAGAAGCAAACUUUCACGCCAAACAAUGGCUUCAAAACUCUGACUAGAAAGCUAAAAUCAAGUUGGAAAGUCAUGAUGAAUAAAGAGCCAUUGAGCAAGAACUUACUUGCGUCAGCCAAAAUUUUCAUAAUCGCCUGUCCAAAUCAAAAAUAUUCAACUGCCGAGUUUGACGCGUUAAAAAGUUUUUUGGAAAAUGGCGGGAACCUGGUUGUGAUGAUGGGCGAAGGGGGUGAGGGUAGGAUGCAGACGAACAUCAACUUCUUCAUUGAGCAAUUUGGAAUUUCAGUUAGAGACGAUGUUGUGCUAAGGUCGCAUUACUACAAAUAUUUCCACCCGAAAGAAGCAUUCAUUUGCAAUGGCGUCGUUAACAGGUUGGUAGGUCGGGCCUCUGGCAAAUGGUCGGGCUAUCUGGAUGAAGACAGCAGAUAUUCACAGGCACUAUCAUUUGUAUAUCCGUACGGUUGUACGUUGAACGUUCAACGACCAGCUGUUAUAAUCUUAUCCUCUGGUGGCGCUUGCUUUCCGCUAAAUAGAUCGAUAUGCGCAAUUAAUAAAUCUAUGAAAGGUAAGCUCCUGGUGCUUGGAUCUCAGCACAUGUUUUCGGACCACUACUUAGAGAAAGAUGACAACUCCAAAUUACUGGCUAAUGAUGUCUUCUUGAAUUUGCUGACAACAGAUGAUGUCCAGUUGAAUCUCAUUGACGCUGAAAAUCCGGAAAUUUCAGAUUACAACAUGCUGCCAAACACGGCUCAGCUAUCGGACCAGGCCAAAUCCUGUCUACAGGAAACGGAUGAAGUACCACGUGACAUAACGACCCUCUUUACAAGUUCCCUCUUCACCCUGGAUACUACAUCAGUCCCGAAAGUUAUCAAGGCAUACGAACAGUUGAAAGUUCCACACGAAACCUUGACCCUCAUCGCCCCGCAAAUCGAAACACCCCUACCACCUCUGCAACCGGCUGUUUUUCCUCCAACCUUCCGAGACCUGCCAGCUCCACCCCUUGACCUUUAUGACCUCGACGAGCAGUUCACCUCGGAGAAAGCCAGGCUUGCUCAAUUGACUAACAAAUGCUCGGAAAACGAUUUGGAAUAUUACGUAAAAGAAUGCGGUCAUAUUUUAGGAUUGUCGUCAUCGUCGUCGUCGUCAUCAGCAUCAUCUUCGUUUAUUCCCGCCGAAAAGUUUACCGCCAAGAAUGUUCUAGAGUUUGUAAUGAACAAGAUCAUAAUGUUUAAGAAACUGCAGGUACGGUACAUGUGUGUUUGUUUUGUACGAGUACGUGUUUGUAUGUGCAUGUCUACGUGUGUGUGUGUGUAUAUAUAUAUGUGUGUGUUUGUAUGUGUUAUGUGUGUGUGUCUAUGUAUAUAUGUAUGUAUGUAUGUGUGUGUGUGUGUGUGUGUGUGUGUGUUUGUUUUUGUAAGUAGGUGA
This is a messenger RNA of Helobdella robusta, 1467 nucleotides long. RefSeq lists its product as hypothetical. NCBI's taxonomy places the organism in Eukaryota, Metazoa, Annelida, Clitellata, Rhynchobdellida, Glossiphoniidae. The annotation marks the transcript as partial. The record is from RefSeq and is a predicted model, not a curated record. The transcript has 14 exons. Gene Ontology annotation, cellular component: intraciliary transport particle B; cilium; centriole. Gene Ontology annotation, biological process: cilium assembly; intraciliary transport.